Molecule: messenger RNA, 3260 nt
Organism: Quercus robur (English oak)
Lineage: Eukaryota; Viridiplantae; Streptophyta; Magnoliopsida; Fagales; Fagaceae
Product: protein HESO1-like
Exons: 22
Coding region: 16-2943 (975 amino acids)
Molecular function (GO): RNA uridylyltransferase activity
Source: RefSeq, a predicted model, not a curated record
UUUCCAAGUCCACCAAUGACGGAGGAGGAGAGUGUGGACAACCCAACAAAUAUUAUUCUUUGUUACCCACCUUUUCCUUUUCCGUACCUCGUUAAAGGCCCCACAAAAGCUGGAAAAAAAAAACCCCUCUCACUAAGCAAAGCCCUUCUACUAUACACUCUACAACUCUAUCAUGAAAUAAAAAUGAGUGCCAAUAGUACAUUGGAGCAUAUACUCGAGGAAAUACUUGAAGUGCUAAAGCCCAAGCAGGAGGAUUUGGCGACACGGGCUCAAGUCAUUAGUGAACUACGAAGAGUCGUUGAAUCUGUGCAAAGUUUGAGAGGGGCAACAGUGGAGCCAUUUGGGUCAUUUGUGUCCAAUCUGUUCACAAAAUGGGGUGACGUGGAUAUCUCUAUCAAUUUACCCAAGGAGGGUGGAUAUAUUUCAUAUGUUGAAAGUGACUGCAAACAAAGAUUACUUGUGGAUUUGCAAAAUCCUUUGAGAGGUCAAUGGCAGAUGGUGCAAUUAAUCCCUGCAAAAGUUCCAAUUCUAAAAUGUGAGAGUAGGCACAAGAUUGUCUCUUGUGAUAUAUCAAUUGAUAACUUGAAUGGCCAAAUGAAGUCCAAACUCUUUUUGUGGAUCAGUGAGAUAGAUGGGCGCUUUCGUGACAUGAUUUUACUGGUCAAGGAAUGGGCUAAAGCACAUGAUAUAAAUGAUGCAACUCCAAAAAGUGAGACUUUCAAUUCAUACUCUCUUACUUUGCUUGUGAUAUUCCAUUUUCAGACAUGUGAGCCUCCAAUUUUUCCACCUCUUAAAGAUAUAUAUGAAGGAAAUGUUGCUGAUGUUCAAGGUCUGAGAACUGUUGCAGAGAGAAAAAUUGCUGAUGCAGGUCUGAUAACUGUUGCAGAGAGAAAUAUUGCUAAAGCUUGUGCUGAUAACAUAAGAAGGUUAAAAUCCAGACGAGUUAAUCACAGUUCUUUGUCUGAACUUUUCAUUUCGUUCCUUGCAAAGUUUUCUGAAAAAGAAUUCGAGGCCUCAAAGUUAGGAAUUUGUACCUAUACAGGAAAGUGUGAGAGCAGAAGAAGAUGGCCAGACAAUUCUGAUGCGAUAUUGAUUGAGGAUCCUUUUGAGCAGAAAGAAAAUUCUGCAAGGGCUGUUAGCAAGAGUGGAUUGACGAGAAUAUUUGAAGCAUUUGAGAUGAGUAGGGUUAUUUCAGCAGAUCAGAAUCUGGAUUCUCUGCUUGCCACACUUGUUCGACCACAAGUAUCCCUGGAAAUUAGAGCACGUCACAAUCAAGGCCAGCACAGUGGAGAUACUGGAACAUCAAGUGUCUUAGUUGGUGGCCUUUUGUUGGGAGGCUUGGCAGCUGGGACACUAGGCUACAUGUAUGCACCCGAGUUAAGCAAGGCAGCUAGCGAUCUGAGGAAGAAGUUUUUUGAUGAUUCAGAUAAAUGGUGUGCCAAUAGUACAUUGGAGCAUAUACUCGUGGAAAUACUCGAAGUGCUCAAGCCCAAGCAGGAGGAUUUGGCAACACGGGCUCAAGUCAUUAAUGAACUACGAAGAGUUGUUGAAUCUGUGCAAAGUUUGAGAGGGGCAGCAGUGGAACCAUUUGGGUCAUUUAUGUCCAAACUGUUCACAAAAUGGGGUGACGUGGAUAUCUCUAUCAAUUUACCCAAGGAGGGUGGAUAUAUUCCAUAUGUUGAAAGUGACCGCAAACAAAGAUUACUUGUGGAUUUGCAAAAUCCUUUGAGAGGUCAAUGGCAGAUGGUGCGAUUAAUCCCUGCAAAAGUUCCAAUUCUAAAAUGCGAGAGUAGCCACAAGAUCUUCUCUUGUGAUAUAUCAAUUGAUAACUUCAAGGGCCAAAUGAAGUCCAAACUCUUUUUGUGGAUCAGUGAGAUAGAUGGCCGCUUUCGUGACAUGAUUUUACUGGUCAAGGAAUGGGCAAAGGCACAUGACAUAAAUGAUCCAAAUAGUGGGACUAUCAACUCAUACUCUCUCAGUUUGCUUGUGAUAUUCCAUUUUCAGACAUGUGAACCUGCAAUUUUUCCACCUCUUAAAGAUAUAUACGCUGGAAAUGUUGCUGAUGAUCUUCAAGGUCUGAGAACUGUUGCAGAGAGAAAUAUUGCUGAAGCUUGUGCUGCUAACAUAAAAAGGUUCAGAAAAAACAUCAGACGAGUUAAUCGCAGUUCUUUGUCUGAACUUUUCAUUUCGUUCCUUGCAAAGUUUUCUAACAUCGGUGACAAGGCCUCAGAGCAAGGAAUUUGUACUAAAACUGGAGAGUGGGUGUGCAGAAGGAGCAAUAAAAGAUGGUCGCUGAAAACUGAUCCAAUAUUGAUUGAGGAUCCUUUUGAGCAGCCAGAAAAUUCUGCGAAGGCUGUUAGAAUAAGUGCGUUGACAAGGAUAUCUGAAGCAUUUGAGAUCAGCCGCCGUAGGCUUAGUUCAGCUGAUCAGAAUCAGGAUUCUCUGCUUGUCACACUUGUUCGAUCACAAGUAUCCCAGGAAAUUAGAGCACGUCUUAGCAAUCCAGUUUCUUAUGGUGGGGGCUACCAGUCCCACCUAACACAUCCACAUGUGCACAGGAAUGUGAACUUACAGGCAGAAACUCAGAACAAAUUUCAGAACUUGAGGUUGGAAAGCAAUUCUAACAAUCCAACCUUGACAGAAACUGUGAACAUGUAUGGGAAAUUUGAGGCAUCUGAGUCAAUAACGCAGAACCAAUUUCAGAACUCGAGGUUAGAAAGCCGUUCUUACAAUCCAAGCAUGACAGAAAUUGUGCAGGCACAAAGUCAAGGCCAGCACAGUGGAGAUGCUGGAAAAUCAAGUCUCUCCUUUGGUGGCCUUUUGUUGGGAGGCUUGGUAGCUGGACUAGGCUACAUGUAUGCACCCGAGAUAAACAAGGCAGCUGAUGGUCUGAAGAAGUUUUUUGAUAAUUCUGAUGAUGAUUCAGAUGAACCGAAAAACUGAGAAGCCUUUGCAGUUGAAUUCUGCCAUAAAUGAUGUUUCUGCUCAGCUUUGUGGAGAAGAUGCCCCUAAUGGAGCUGCAGUGAAUUCAGAUAAAAGCUGUAGCUUUAACGUCACAGAAUAUUUUGUUGAAAUUGCCAUAUAAAUUAUUACUACUUUUGUGUGAUUAGUACUGGAAAAACAGUGUUUGGAAUCUUUUAAUCCAUUUUGAUUUUCUUUUAGUUAUGGAUUCAGGUUGAUUGUGGAAGACUGAAUGAGCUAUUAAAACUGUCUCAAUUGUUUGAACCUCUUUGCAAGUAAAUGUAAUUUAUUUCCCUAUA